Molecule: messenger RNA, 2229 nt
Organism: Exophiala oligosperma
Lineage: Eukaryota; Fungi; Ascomycota; Eurotiomycetes; Chaetothyriales; Herpotrichiellaceae
Exons: 1
Coding region: 17-2002 (661 amino acids)
Biological process (GO): amino acid transmembrane transport
Cellular component (GO): membrane
Molecular function (GO): L-amino acid transmembrane transporter activity
Source: RefSeq, a predicted model, not a curated record
UUUUCACUGCUCAGCCAUGGAACGGCCAAGAUACUUGGGUGAGACCUUGUCUAGCAGUAUUACGACGGCCUUUCUUUCUCCAUCCUUGGAUGGUCAUUCACCUCUCACUCCACGGAUCGGUCGAACUCCGAACAAUUCUCGUAACCACGACUUGUCCUCGACCUACCGCAGUCCUUCUCCUUUUACCACCGAAGACGACGAUGUCUGUCCGAUCAUCCCUCGCGGGAUCACUUUCUCCCUGCGGGAAGUCACGUCCUUCUCGCAGCAAGGCCAGCCUAGGAAGGAUAGACAUUCAAGACCGCCCAACCUCAAGCCAGAGUCGCUGCACUUGUCUUCGCUAUGUCGUGGACAACAUGGUGACCAUUUUCUGCCACGAAGUGCACUGUCCAUCACACCGAGCUUGAUAGACCAUCCCACGAAACACAGACCCAGUGAUGAAGGACACUAUCUCACAACUUUUUCCGCCAUAAACCUCAUCUUGGGGAAGACCGUCGGUGUCGGUGUCUACUCGGUGCCAUCCUCGAUUUUUUCCCAAGUAGGGUCCGUUGGGAUGACUCUUCUUGUCUGGGUCGCCGGCGCCAUCAUCUCCUUCUGUGGACUAUCCGUCUAUCUGGACCUAGGUACUGCUCUCCCUCGAUCCGGUGGGGAACGAGUUUAUCUCGAACGGAUCUUCUCUCGACCUCGAAUGCUCGCCACGUGCAUGUUCAUGUCGUACGUUGUCCUCUUGGGCUUCAGCACUCCGAACUGCAUCAUUCUCGGCAACUACGCUGUCUCGGCUCUGGGCAUACAACCCGCCGUCUGGAACGUUCGUGGUGUAGCAGUGGCCGUGAUCUCAAUGGCCUGUGUCAUCCACGCACGGGCACCGGCAGCAGGUCUUAGAAUAAUCAACGUCCUAGGCGUCGGGAAGAUGUUGAUCCUAGCCGCAGUCAUCCUCAGUGGCCUCGCCAGCGUCGGUCGGAUCUUCUCUCCCUCCUCGGCCGUGGGCGACGGCAGUGGUCCGUCGAUCGCCGAACAAAACUUCACCUCGAUCUGGGCGGGCUCCAGCUCCAAGCCGUACAACUACGCCACCGCGCUGUUGCAAGUCCUCUACUGCUUCCGCGGCUACAACACGGCCAACCAAGUCAUUUCCGAAGUCCGCAACCCCAUCUCGACGAUCAGGGUCGCCGCACCGGUCGCCCUGACCCUGGCCUCGAUAGGCUACGUGCUCGCCAACGUCGCGUACUUUUGCGCCGUGGAAAAGGACGACUUCCGCACCUCCGGCGUCGUCGUCGCCAGCCACUUCCUGCGCAACAUCUUUGGCCCCCUGUGGGGUGAGAGGAUCCUACCCUGUUUCAUCAUCGUCUCGGCAUUUGGAAACAUCGCCGCCACCUCCUUCGCUCAAGCCCGAGUGAACCAGGAGCUCGGCGCGCAGGAACUCCUCCCAAUGUCCGGCUUCUGGCGCAGCAAGAACGCCAACGGCGCCCCCGGUGCGGGCUUGUUCUUGCACUGGCUCGUCAGCGUUCUUGUGAUCGUCCUGCCCCCGCCGGGCGAGAUGUAUACCUUUCUCGUCGAGAUAGGAGGAUACCCCGUGUCUGUCUUGUCCGUCGCCAUCUCCGGGGGCCUGUUGUACCUCCAAUCGUCCACCGCGGAACGUUGGACGAGCCCGUGUCCCGCUCGACGCUUCCCCACCGUCAUGUUCCUCGCCAGUAACCUGUUGCUGCUCAUCUUCCCGUGGAUCGACCCAGGCCAAGGGAAGAGUGAGGGGCCAGAAGGAGCCAAUCAAAAAUUCGCCUACUACGCGUACCCGGCCACUUCGCUGGCCAUCCUCGCCCUGGGUGCCUUGUACUGGGCGUUUUGGCGCCUGACGCGGCGGCCAGGGACGAAAUCCGUGAGCACGCCUCUCCUGCAGGACUGGGUCUCUAGUGGUCGAACUUCGGAGGCGUCCGAGGAUGGUAGUACUGGUUCUCUUGCCGCCACCAGCGACGGCAAUGGCGGUGGCGGGAGUAUCAUUGGGGCGUCUUGAUCUCCAAUGGUGAUACUACGUACGGGGUACACGAAGGGGGCCAUCGGUAAGAAGUUGUACAGGGGUGACGCUAUAUCUACCAAGGUAUUUUCUCGUUCGCAGCAACACAUAUCCACCCUCACAGUAGAUGCCUACUUGGUAUAAUGGAAAUCGUAACAUGUCACGAUAGAAAGAAAAAAAAGGUUCAAGAAUAGUUUCAUUCAAUCAUGAUAUGCUUCACGAGUUCG